AUGCAACCUAUAUACAGUACUUUCGUUUUCCUCUUUGGACAGAAGCAGAUUGAAGACGUAAGUGAGAACCUCCACAGUUCUCUUUCCCAGAAUAGGUACACCUUUAAGGCAGGACAUAAAACCCUUCUUGAUGGAAAACAAAAACGAACAUUUAUCCAGCUCACUUGCCACAUUGAAUUUACUGAAGUCUGACCUCAUUUGCUCCAUCUGCUUGGAGUUGUUCCGGGAUCCUAUCUCUCUUGAAUGUGGCCACAAUUUCUGUGCUCAAUGCAUCACCUGUCAUUGGGACUCCGGUGUUCCAGAAUCCCAACCCCCUUGCUGCCCUGAGUGCCGGAAGAGGUGUGAUAGGGGGAAGCUGGUUCCAGAUGUUCGGCUCCGGAAUCUGUUGGAGAACAUGAACUCCCUUCAGCAGAAGAUGCCCUCUGAUAUUUGCAGUGCAGAGGCAAAGCCUCUGCAGCUGGUUCAAGCUGAACCCAGCAGGGAUAUCAGCCUCUGUCCAGAGGUUCUGGAUCAAUGUUUGAAUCACCCUCAAGUCAAGAACAGUCCGGUCUGUCUCAUCUCUGUCAUGGGGGAACAGAGAACAGGAAAGUCUUUCCUUCUCAACUAUCUAAUCCAAGGAAUGCAGGGUCUGGAGUCCAAGGAUGCCCAGUGGAUGACAGGAGGAAGAGCUCAACAGAGGUUCCAGUGUGCACCAGGAGCUGAAAGCAUCACCAAGGGCCUCUGGAUAUGGAGCCGGCCAUUUAUUCUGGAGAGGAAUGGGGGGAAGGUGGCCGUGUUUCUUGUGGACACAGAAGGGUCCAUAAGUCCAGGACAGGACAAGGAAACAAAUGCCAAGCUUGUGGCCCUCAGCAUGCUGCUCAGCUCUCAUCAGAUUCUCAAUGUUUCUCGGAUGUUGAAGCAAACAGAUCUGGAGUGUCUGGAGAUGUUCCUCCACAUUGCUGAAGAGAUAGGAGAAUAUUUUAAGAUGGAACCAGUACAGCAUCUGAAUUUCUUAGUUCGUGACUGGUUUUAUCCGGCUACAUUUGGAAAGAAGGCAGGCCAAACACACUUGACUAAUGUGACCCAGAACAUUUCUGACAAAUACCCCAGGAUUUGGAAGAUUCUUAAGAAUCAACAAGCCUGCUGCUAUCUCUUGCCAUUUCCUGGGAAAAAAGUGGCAAGCAGCAGCAAUGGAAAGCCAGAAGACAUGGAUUCAGAUUUCUAUCAGUAUCUACAUGACUACAUCACAGAUGUCUGCAGUUCAGCCACGCAGCAUGUGAAAAAGCACUCAGAUGGACAAAUUCUCACUGGGGGGAAAUUAGCUGAAUUCAUCACGAGACUCUCCCACCAGUUAACGAAGAAAGAAUUUGGAUUCUACUCCUCGUUUGAUUCGAUUGCUACUGAACUCCAUGAUAUGAGGAUGCUUGAAGCUGCUAAAAAAGAAUUGGAGGACUUUGUGAAGGAACAGGAUACUUCCACAAAGUCCACGUUUGCUUCUCUUAAGACUCUUCCUGAGACUAUGAGGAAACGCCUCUCAGAUAAGAAUGAUGCAAUCAUAAAGCAUCUCAAAGAGACUUUGAAGAGCCCAGGGAAGAGUCAAAUCAUGAACGACUUUGAAAAAGAGAUUCAGAAGAUAGUUAAGGACUUCCAGGAUUCCUACAGGAAGCGUUUCUGUGGUCAGACUGUUGCCCUGGGUGGACUUGUGGGAGGUGGAAUCCUGGCAGCGGCUGGUGGAAUAGUGGGAAUUGGUGUGGCAGCCACUGUUUUGACUCUGGAAGCUGCAGCUAUGGCCACAGGGGCCACUGUGGGUGCCACAGUGGUUGGGGGUGGUAUAGGGGCUGGCAUAGGGGCCCUUGUGGGUAGGGCCAAAGGUAAGGAAACAGUUCCUGAAGAGGAAGAGAAAAAACCCCUUUUCCAGGAUGAUGAAUGAACCCUGGCAACCAGGGAGAAGGAAAGAAGGAGAGGGAAUAAUGAAGCAUGAGGGAGGGCCUUGGGUUACCAGAUUUUGAUGAGGGUCAAUAAUCAGUAGAGAGUAGGAGAGGUGCUCAGAGAAGGCCUAGUCUAGAAAGUUCAUAAAAUCAGUGACACACCACACAGGCCCAUGAAAUAGGCGCUAAAGCCACCAUAUCCUCUCCUCUAUCUACUGGUUAUUGACCGCCCUCUUCCCAACUCUGUUCCCAACUCAGGAAGCAAUGAUUUUCCCUGUCCUCAGAGACUGGCUACAGAACAAUUUCCUGUAUCAGCUCCACUCCCUGAUAGGUCUUGGCCUGAUAUAGGAAUAUAUGGAUGGCAUCCAGCCUACACUUGACGUUGUCUAAAUGAUUCCUGAAAGGACAAGAUAGAGCCUUGCCCUCAAAUCACAGUCUAAAGCAGACAGGAAACUAUUUUGUAUCCCAGAGAAAUUUACUGAUCAUAGUUAACCUAAACCAGAUAAAACCCCAGUCUAAAUUUCAUUGUUGAGGGAGAAGGGAACCUAUAGCAUUUCGCUUACUGGAGAGUGGAUGAAGCCCACGAUGGACAAAAGCAGAAUGUUCACUGAAUAGAGAGGAAAGACAGAGAUGAUGGAUCACAUUAUAGGGAGAACAAUGCCACAGGUGUCUCCUCUUGCACAGGACUCCCUGAGACUAAAUUUUCUUAUAAGUAAAAUGAAGAGAUCGACUUUCUGAGAUUCUUUCCUGCUCUAGAUCUGUGAUUUUAUGUUCAUUGUUGAAUUGGAUAUCCAUGAUAUGAAUGAAUGAAUUUAAAAGCAUUUAUUAGGGGGCAGCUGGGUGGGGCAGUGGAUAGAGCACCGGCCCUGGAUUCAGAAGUACCUGAGUUCAAAUCUGGCCUCAGACACUUAGCA
This is a messenger RNA of Dromiciops gliroides (monito del monte), 2821 nucleotides long. It is a transcript of the gene RNF112, whose product is annotated as ring finger protein 112. The transcript has 14 exons. The record is from RefSeq and is a predicted model, not a curated record. Gene Ontology annotation, molecular function: ubiquitin-protein transferase activity; GTPase activity; GTP binding. Bases 131 to 1909 code for a protein of 592 amino acids. Gene Ontology annotation, biological process: endoplasmic reticulum organization; protein ubiquitination; protein homooligomerization. NCBI's taxonomy places the organism in Eukaryota, Metazoa, Chordata, Mammalia, Microbiotheria, Microbiotheriidae.